AUGUCGCUGGGGCUGGUUGGGGAAUAUUACACCCGAUUCUGUGAGAUCCUCCAAGGCGAUAGCGUUAGUUUCCUGUUCUUGCUGGGCACGUCCUUCCCUGCUGCCUUACUGUUGAAGUACAUACCUAGUCCUACUAUCAAACAGGUAUUCAGUAUAACGAUAGCCCUAAUUCAGACCUAUUUGAUAUGUGCUGGCGACACUUUGCUACCCAUCUUGCUUUGUCUCUUUUCUUAUCUCGCCCUUAGGGUUGUACCUAAAAAUGUUACCGGCAGGGUGAUAUUCCACGUAUCUUUCUCCCUCCUCCUUAUCUUCAAGCUUAUUGUCUUCUCUGAUCUGUUCGUACCAUCUUACCUUGUGGACUCUGUUCUACUCCUCAUGGUUCUCAGGGUAUGUAGUUACGGUUACGACUACCAACUAGACCGUAUACUAGAAGGGGACAACAAGGACAACUCCCCCUCCCAGCUUUCCUCACUGUUCGACUAUGUGGGGUAUUGCUUCUGUUUUGUUGGCUACUGGACCGGUCCUUUCUUCACGUACAGCACUUAUAACAAGAUGCUACACUCCAAGACUCUGAUCAGAUCCUCCAAGCUAGCGCUGUCUCACAUGACGCCCAUGUUAGUCAUCCUACCUCUCCACAUGUUGCAGACUACUUACAACUCUCUUGACUACACUAUGGAUGAAGAGUUCCUCACCCAGUCCUUCCUCUACAAGUUCCUUUACCUGCUCGCUGGCUUUUGGACUUUCAAAGUUAAGUUUUUCGGUGGUUGGAUAAUAGCAGAGGGUAUCUGUAUAGCCUGUAAUCUGGGAACAGUUGAGAAGGAAGAUGGAACAGUGGACUACAGCUCUAUAAUUAACAUUGAUAUUUAUAACACGGAGAUAAACUGGGAGCUAUCUCAAUGUGUCCGAGCUUGGAAUAAGAGUGUCCAGUAUUGGAUGAAAACAUACGUCUACGAUACCACUCAUCUUCCAAAAGCAGUUAGAACAGAAUUUGUGUUUGGGCUGAGUGCGUUCUGGCACGGUAUCAGGCCAGGGUACUACUUGACAUUCCUUAGUACUCCCCCUAUGAUAAAACUACAACAAAAAGUGGGCAAUCUUACUGCCAAAGCAAGGGAAAAUAGCCCUAAUCUUGAAAUGGUUUACAGGAUUGUUAGUUGGAUCUGUGUCCGUGUGAUAUCCUGUAUGAUACUCGCCCCAUUCUACAUGCUCGACCUCGACAAAAUAUUAGCCCUCUACUCAAGUAUGUACUGGGUUCCACAGAUAACAGUUGGUGUUGUGUUUAUUCUCAGUGUUAUUCUGCCUCAAGGACAGCGGCCUGAGCGUCCCAAAACCUCUUGAUGCGAUCAAACAACAGUGAUGAUAAUUAUAAUCAUAGAACUUAAAAGUUAUGGAAUUGUGAAACUAAACAUAGAACUUAUAAAAGUUAUGAAAUUGUAAACAUAGAUUUAUUUAAGUUAUGAAAUCAUAACUUCAGA
Bolinopsis microptera is the source of this 1472-nucleotide messenger RNA. Its product is annotated as lysophospholipid acyltransferase 7-like. The record is from RefSeq and is a predicted model, not a curated record. Lineage: Eukaryota; Metazoa; Ctenophora; Tentaculata; Lobata; Bolinopsidae. Gene Ontology annotation, molecular function: lysophospholipid acyltransferase activity. The transcript has 11 exons. Gene Ontology annotation, cellular component: membrane; mitochondria-associated endoplasmic reticulum membrane contact site. Gene Ontology annotation, biological process: lipid modification; phosphatidylinositol biosynthetic process. The coding region runs from base 1 to 1335 and encodes 444 amino acids.